Molecule: messenger RNA, 1365 nt
Organism: Malassezia restricta
Lineage: Eukaryota; Fungi; Basidiomycota; Malasseziomycetes; Malasseziales; Malasseziaceae
Product: glucan 1,3-beta-glucosidase
Exons: 1
Coding region: 1-1365 (454 amino acids)
Biological process (GO): glucan catabolic process
Cellular component (GO): extracellular region; cell surface
Molecular function (GO): beta-glucosidase activity
Source: RefSeq, a predicted model, not a curated record
AUGAAGAGUACUUUCCUUUCGUUUUUGGGUGUGGCAAUGACCAUGGCAACCAUGGCAUUGGCCACGAAUGUGCGUGACACUCGUGGCAGCAUUUCGGUGCGUCACGGUGGGAGCAAGCGCAGCGGCAUCAGCUCUGAGGAUCUGGAGCAGAUGGGUGACCAGAUGGCUGCGCGCGCUAAUUUGAACCUGCGAUUCAACUAUGGCCGGGAUAUGGUCCGUGGUGUUGGCAUUGGUGGCUGGCUUGUCAUUGAGAAUUUCAUCACGCCAUCAAUCUACGAAAAAGCUGGUGAUGACCGCGUGAUUGACGAGUGGUCGUUUGGCAAGUAUGUGCCGGAAGAGAAGGCCAAAAAGAUCUUGAAGGAUCACUACGACAACUUUAUCACCGAAGAGGACUUUAAGGAGAUCGCCUCUUACGGUCUGAACCAUGUGCGUGUCUCUUUCCCGUACUGGGGUAUUCGUACGUGGGGUGACGAGCCGUACGUAACGCUGAACCAGUACGACAAGCUCAAAGAGGCUGCGCACUGGGCGGAAAAGUACAACCUCAAGAUGAUCAUUGAGCUUCACACGGUGCCAGGUGGUGCUAACCCCUAUGACCACGGAGGCCACAAGGACCACUUUAACUGGCUCAAUGAGCAAAAAUACGAGGACCGCUGGCUCGAGAUCCUUGACGAGCUGGUGUCAGAGUUUAGCCAGAGCAAGUACCCUGCUGUAUCGGGUAUUUCGAUGGUGAACGAGCCGAAUGGUGACGUGAACCAGGUUUACGGGCGAUACAAGAAGGGCUAUAACACCGUACGCAACAGUGAGAGCGACUCUGACCUCAUCAUUCUGCUUGGCGACGUGUUUUUGAAUCCUGCUGAAAACGACUAUUGGCACUCGCGCUUCCAGCCGCCCAAGUACCAGAAUGUGAUGACUGACACGCAUGUGUACCGCAUGUUUGAUCCGAACUCGAUUAAAUUGUCGCCCGAAGAUCGCAUCCAAUCUUACUGUAACAUGAAGUCUGGCUUUGCAGAGGCGAACAAGCAUCUUUGGGCCCUGGUGGGUGAAUGGUCGCCGGCUGUGAAUGACUGUGCCCCUGGUCUGAAUGGUCGCUUCGAGGGCGCGCGGUACGACGGGUCGUUUGGAGACUCGAAUUAUAUUGGAAGCUGCAAGGGCAAGACGGGUAAUGCGAAACAUUUCUCUGAAAGCUACAAGCGGCUUUUGAAAAAGAGCUGGGAGGCACAGGUCGACACGUACGAGGCCGGCUCCGGCUGGAUCAUGUGGACGUGGCGCACUGAGCACCACAAUGCAGAUGACUGGAGCUACCGUCAAGGUGUGCGUCACGGCUGGAUCCCCAAGGAUCCGACGCAGCGCGAUUUCAAGUGCUGA